AAGAGCCGAGUUACAGAUCUCAGACCAGUCAUCAUUCCCAAAUCAUAGCUAAUAAUGGGAACCAAUCUGACCGUGGACCAGCCCACCCGGGCUCCCUCCUCACUAGGAGUUACGCCAAGUGGGAUUCAGACCGGAGGAAAUCGUGCUGGAGCCACAUCCACACUCCACAGCAGCCCACGGCUUGAAGAGGCACGGACAGAAUUAAGUGAAAACCUGGUAGGAGCGACACAAAGGUUUACUGAGAAAAAAAAACACCGUAAGACGCGGCAGACAUUGAGAUUCGGCGUCCACGCGUUAGCUGGAGACAAUUUGGAACCUUUUCUUUCUGUUCCUACCGGUAGAGCGAAAGUGCUCUCACGGAGCCACGUUUAUUCAGAGAGCUAGCGGAAUGUAUUGCUAGCGAGCUAGCUAAGGUUAGCUAGCUAAUUAGCUUGUCAGACAGACAAGAGUCGGACGUGUGGUCUUCACUAAAUUAGGUCAGUUAUUUGGCGGCGUUUGACUUGAUGGAAAAAGCCGUACUCGCUGUGCUUUAUCCAUUAUCCUGACACGGUCAUUAUGUUCCGCCAAUAAGACACACAAUAAUUGCCCGAAUAGAUGAGUUACUAGAGUCACUUUCGUCUUAUUCAACCGAAUCCUUCGUUGAGGACAACGCCAAGAGGAGAAGGAAGGGGGGAAAACGCAGCUCAACGAUUUUUUUUUUCCCGAACGAAGACUCUCUGCUGUCCAAUGUUAAUGUCGACCGACGUUGCAUCUAUAAUGCUACCCGUUAGUCGGGGGAUAAUGGACCGAGAAAGAGACAUCGAUACGUCAGCGGUGCCGCAUACAAGCGCUGCCGGAGGUCCGGCGGCGGUCCGGGGGAUGAAGCGAGGAGACCCGGAGCCCGACGCUCUUGCAGCAGCAGCAGCCCUGACUGACCUGACCGGGGCGGAGUGCAAAAGACCAAGGAUAGACGGCACUGGGAGUGUUAUUGGCGAGAUUGGACAGAACAACGAGCCCUUAAAUCCUGGUUUCCAUGGAUACACGCCUCACAAUCAGGGGUCUCAGGAUACGUCAGGAGCACAGGACGGUUUGGUGGCACCAGCCUUCACAGCGUUCCCUCCUCCACCUCCUCCCCAGAAUGGCAUCGCUGGGACAGAAUUUGGCCCUGGGCCCAUGUUUGGCGCAGGGGGUCAAGGUACAGCUGAGAUCAAGGCUGAUGACACCACCCAAGGGGAGGCAGCUGUACAGUGUGGUACUGCAGGGACAGCAGCAGGGGGAUCUGGAGGAGACUCACCAGAGGCCAAAGGAACCCCCAAACGUCUCCAUGUUUCAAACAUCCCAUUCCGCUUCCGUGACCCAGAUCUCAGGCAGAUGUUUGGGCAAUAUGGGAAGAUUCUGGACGUAGAAAUUAUUUUCAAUGAGAGGGGUUCAAAGGGUUUUGGCUUUGUGACAUUUGAGACCAGCGCGGAUGCAGAGAAAGCCCGCGAAAAGCUCCAUGGCACAUUGGUGGAAGGUCGUAAGAUUGAGGUGAAUAACGCCACUGCCAGGGUGAUGACUAACAAGAAAAUGGUCAGCCCUUACCCUAACGGAGAGGCUCUGAGCACGCUGCCUUACGCAGGGUGGAAAUUGAGCCCAAUGGUCAGCGCUGUGUACGGACCGGAGCUCUAUGCAGUCCCAGGGUUCCCCUACCCUUCCGCGGCCGCAGCAGCCACGACGGCAGCCGCGGCGGCUGCGUUCCGCGGCGCUCACCUUCGCGGGAGGGGGCGGCCUGUCUACAGCGCGGUGCGGGCAGCCGUGCCUCAGCCUGCUAUUCCCGCGUACCCCGGACUAGUGUUUCAGGACUCAGUCCUUAGUCCCAGAUUGCCUCAGGGAGGCUAUCCUGCAGCCGCCGCCGCUGCCGCCGCCGCCGCUUACCGCUACACUCAGCCCGCGGCUGUAACCGGAGCAACCGCCGCAGCUGCCGCGUACAGCGACAGUUACGGCCGAGUUUACACGACGGAUCCAUACCACGCUUUAGCCCCUGCCGCCGCCGCCUACGGAGUGGGAGCCAUGGCCAGUUUAUACAGGGCGGGGUACAGUAGGUUUGCUCCCUACUAAAGCCACAAAAUUACACCCGAGGAAUUUCUUGUCUCUCCAGAAGCCUUUUUUUUAAGCUCUUUGUUUGGCAGACGCACCCUUCCGACUUUCUGCUGGUGGACUACAGUGACAACCUCCUCCUUUUUUUUUUUUCUUCCCCCCCCAUCUUUUUUUCUAUUGGCAAGAGAGAUGGUUGCCACAUCAUCACUUCUUCUUUCCCCGUCCGUCUGUCUGACAAGGAUCUAACGAAAAAGCUCUGGGCACAAUUUCUGAACGCUAACGUUUUUAGAAACACUAUUGGAUCCGUUGGAAAGAAACUGCUCCUGCUUGAUCCUGCGCACGACACACUACAGCGUUUUCUCCAACUCCUCAUUAGAACCCAUUCUCAAGUCCCUGCGCACCCAAUCCCACGGUGUCCUUCGGUGAUUGAGCUGCCACAAGAGCAGCAUCGCUUGUAAAAGCGACACUAAAAAAAAAAAAACAUCUUGAAGACAAGCGACGUCCCUCUGCUUUGGCACUGUGGCGCAUUCGUCAAGCGCAACUAACGCGACUGACAGGAAUUGCUCCUAUCCCCCGCCCCAAAAAAACCCCACCACCCAAAUCAUCAACUUAAAAUGCUCAAUUUUUGGUGCAAUCCCCAAAACGUUUCUCUUUCACCACAAUAUGUAAUGUCCACAAAAAAAAAGUUUUUAAAAAGUUUUUUUUUUCUUCUGCGUUACCUCAACAUUUUUGCUGCCAUUCUUAUUUAACAUGCCUUUAUUUUGGGUCACCACAUCAUUUCGUUGAGUAAAUGUGUCAGCUGAAAUCAUUUUGCUCAUCAACUACCAACACUAAGAGGAGGAAGCAUGAUUCUCUCCCCCCCCCCAAAAAAAAAGACUCUUUUGAUUACCUUGUAGCUCCAGCAGUAAUGCGGUGACUGAACCAUCAGAUGGAUGGAGAGGAACAGGACCCCCCCCCCACCACCACCACCUUAUGAGAUUUAAUAGACGAGAUGAGGGGAAAACAAACAUCUGCAUUUUGGCGGAUAAACUGACCCCUGACCCCCCCUCCCCCCUCCCUCCAUUCUGCUGGUUUCAUGCAAGAAGCAAUUUCAAUGUUUUUAUCCGUUUCUGGACACAACGAACAAUAAUUUUGGCAGUACAUAUAUAUAUAUUUUUUUUCCAGUUAACUCCUAUCAUCCUGUCUCUGAUUUUUGUAGGAGGCCUGGCCAAGUUUGUUCCAUGUACCGGUAAUCCACCUCCGUAUACUCGCACUAUGUUAUUGUUAUUGUUUGCCUUUUUUGGUUCCAAAGAUUUUUUUUUUCUUGUUGUUGAAAAAAAAAAAGCACACUUUAGACUUGAUAUAUUUCUCUCUUUUUUGUGGUUGUUUUGCCUGCACUUGACUCUGAUAUAUUUUUUAAUCUCUGGGUUUAAAAUGUAUUUUUCAAGGUUGAAACAGUCCAGUGCUGUCCGCAAGACACAUUUCAAAGGUUUGCAGCACCUUUUGGGAACCUGCAAUGAAUACAAGUCACAGAUUUUUUUUUUUUUUUUUGAAACACAUGGUGAUAAUUGACUUUUUUUUUUCUUCUCUACAUUCAAACUGUUUUGCUGCAAAUCCAAAAAUGACAGAAGUUGGAGUCAUGAGGGACAUUUGGCGAGAGGAUGGGAUGUUUGGAAUUGCCAAUGCGAGAGGCAAAGGGACAGGACUGCGUUUCCACUUUGGAACAAUGGAACGUUGUGCGGAUGGCAAACAUCAGGAAUAUUGAGGUGAAAAUUAUUAAUCCUAUAACUGACAGGACACCUUUUUUUUUCUCAUUUCGGAGUUGCUCGUGGAGCAGAGAACCCUGUGAGGAUGUUUUGUAUGAUUGUGACACUGAGUGCUGUAGUGAGUAUUUUUGGUGCGCUCUUUAUUUUUUUUUUUUGUCUUAUUAUUCCUUACAAGUAUUACCACAAGUGUUGCUAUGCAUGCUUUCCCGGGAGAGGAACCGAACUAUUUGCUUUGUGCAUGAAUUCUAGUCGGGAUUGCUGGAGGACGAGACGGCGGAGGUGCGCGAGCGAUGUGUUUGUUUUAUGACGUAGCGAGACGAAGGAACAAUUUUGGGAUGUUCCCUGAUUGAAGAUGAGGGAGGAAAGUCAGAAAAAAAGUCAAAGUAUCCGAGCCCAAAGCUGAUUGCGCUCUGCUUUAAUAUUUGGCUGAUCUCGGCCAAAUGCCUCAGAGGUUGUCACGGUAAUCAGAUAUGUCAUAUCAGAUAUGUUGAAAGUUUAAUUUGGGAUGUCCACCGCCCCCGCAUUCCUCCCCCCUGCGAGUUUCCUUUUGUAAUAAGUGAUAACAGUGCUGAGACAGACCAGACCCACUGUGGGACACUUCAAAAUGUUGCCCGCCAGUAGGAGGGGGGAGGGGGGGGGAGAAAUAUUGAUGUUGGGUGCACCAAGCAUUCUGUGCUUUUUCUUUGGAUGGGAUGUUAUUUAAACAGCUGAGCGGGGGGUGGGGUGGGUAAAAAAAAAAAAGCGUAACAAUUUGAAUGCUGGAAGCCAACUUUACACACAGCUGGUCUUCAACUCUGACCCCUGAGUCCUUGCACUGUGCUGACAUCAAACUCGAUGUUGGAACAUUGUGAUCGGGAUGAAGGAAAAGCGUGUGAAUUGCAUGCGGCCUCUUUUCUGUAUCACAUGCUGUCAAAAGGUCGCAUUUGACAAAGUGACUUUUCAUUUCACUCUGUAUUUUCUCACCAUGUUUGAUUUUGCCAUCCUUGUAUCUGCCUUAUGUUUAUUCUCCAUUAUUAUUGAAUGUAUAUAAUAAACGGUUUGGUUUUUA
Messenger RNA from Hippocampus zosterae (dwarf seahorse), 4848 nucleotides. RefSeq names its product RNA binding protein fox-1 homolog 2-like. Gene Ontology annotation, molecular function: mRNA binding. Gene Ontology annotation, cellular component: nucleus; cytoplasm. The coding region runs from base 727 to 2076 and encodes 449 amino acids. The record is from RefSeq and is a predicted model, not a curated record. The transcript has 13 exons. NCBI's taxonomy places the organism in Eukaryota, Metazoa, Chordata, Actinopteri, Syngnathiformes, Syngnathidae. Gene Ontology annotation, biological process: nervous system development; regulation of alternative mRNA splicing, via spliceosome.